This is a messenger RNA of Coniosporium apollinis CBS 100218, 4665 nucleotides long. RefSeq lists its product as uncharacterized. Gene Ontology annotation, molecular function: ABC-type transporter activity; ATP binding; ATP hydrolysis activity. The coding region runs from base 1 to 4665 and encodes 1554 amino acids. The record is from RefSeq and is a predicted model, not a curated record. Gene Ontology annotation, cellular component: membrane. The transcript is spliced from 10 exons. Lineage: Eukaryota; Fungi; Ascomycota; Dothideomycetes. Gene Ontology annotation, biological process: transmembrane transport.
AUGCACGCCGGCACCGGUUCGCAGGCUCCGCAGACGCCGUUCACGUUUCCAUACGCCUACGGAUACCUCGGGGCUACGGCACGCAGGAUUCAGCCGCUAUGUGGUAACGCUGAAGGAUGGGGCCCACUGAGCCCGGUCAGAUACGACUUCACGCCCUGCUUCCUUGAUGUCUGGAUAUCGGCUGUGGCAGUCGGAGGGAUUGUCUGCGGGGCGGGGGCCGUGUGGUAUUUGCUCGGGAAAGGCAGCCCGGAGCCGGUGAAGAAGAAUUGGCAUUUCUAUGCUAAGCUUGCUGUCGUCGCGGGCCUCAUCAUCACCUUCGCGCUGCAGGCAGCACUCCAAGUCGAAUACUACAAAGAUGUGUGGGCUGGAGACUUCAGGUUCUGGACGAACAUCAUCACUAUACUCUCGCUGUGUGUAAUAGGUUACAUCCAAUACAUCGAGCACUGGAGAUCACGAAAUCCAAAUGGCGUGGUCCUGUUCUACUGGCUGUUCCUUCUCAUCGCCUUUGCCGUCAAGCUCCGCUCGCUCAUAGCCCAGGGUAUCCACCGGCAACACCUUGCAUACUUCGUGGUCUUCUGUGUCAGUGUCGGCUUGGCUGCGGUCGAGCUGGCUCUAGAAUGGCUCGUGCCAAAGCGGGUGGGUGCGUACGAUGCGCUUGGAGACGAAUACGAGUGUCCCUACGAGUAUGCGAACAUCUUUUCGGUAUUGACAUUCAGCUGGAUGACGCCAUUGAUGAAAUACGGGUACAAGCACUUCUUGACCCAAGAAGAUUUAUGGAACCUGCGGAAACGGGACGCUACCAGGACGACAGCGGAGAUAUUCGAAAAGACUUGGAAAAGUCAGCUCAAGAAGAAGAACCCGUCAUUGUGGCUUGCCCUGUUUCGCGGAUUUGGAGGGCCAUAUUUCCGAGGCGCAUUGAUCAAGACUGUUAGUGACACGCUGUCAUUCGUGCAGCCGCAGCUGUUGAGGCUUCUCAUAACUUUUGUGGACUCGUACCGAGGGGAUAAUCCUCAGCCUGUUGUACGCGGAGCAGCGAUUGCACUGGCAAUGUUUGCCGUAUCGGUGUCGCAGACGGCAUGUCUACACCAAUAUUUCCAGAGAGCCUUUGAAACGGGCAUGCGCAUCAAAUCAGCAUUGACAGCAGCGAUAUACUCCAAGGCUAUGCGUUUGUCGAACGAAGGCCGUGCUGCCAAGUCAACGGGCGACAUCGUCAAUUACAUGGCCGUGGAUACUCAACGUCUUCAAGACCUGGCUCAAUAUGGACAGCAGCUGUGGUCUGCGCCCUUUCAAAUUGUGCUGUGCAUGCUCUCGCUCUACCAGCUCGUAGGCCUCAGCAUGCUCGCGGGUGUUGGCGCUAUGCUAAUCAUGAUUCCGAUCAACGGCCUCAUUGCGAGGAUCAUGAAGACACUUCAGAAGCGGCAGAUGAAGAACAAAGACGCAAGAACUAGACUAAUGACGGAGAUCCUGAACAACAUGAAGUCUAUCAAGCUUUAUGCUUGGACGACAGCGUUUAUCAACAAACUCAACUACAUCCGUAACGAACAAGAGCUUAAGACUCUGCGUAAGAUUGGCGCUUCCCAAGCAUUCGCAAACUUUACGUGGUCCACUACCCCUUUCCUAGUGUCCUGUUCGACCUUUGCGGUCUUCGUCAUGACCCAGGACAGACCACUCACCACGGACAUUGUGUUUCCAGCCUUGACCCUAUUCAAUUUGCUGACCUUUCCGCUCUCUGUUCUUCCAAUGGUCAUCACAGCCAUCAUCGAGGCCAGUGUCGCGGUGGGCCGGCUGACGAGUUACCUCACGGCUGAGGAGCUGCAAGAAGAUGCGGUCAUUCGAGAACCAACGGUCCAGGAGAACGGCGAGGAAUCUGUGCGCAUCCGCGACGCGACGUUUACCUGGAAUAAGGAAGAGCCUCGCAAUGCCCUUGAGGACAUCAACUUCUCCGCGCACAAGGGCGAACUCUCUUGCGUUGUUGGCCGUGUCGGCGCUGGAAAGUCCUCCUUCUUGCAGUCAAUGCUUGGUGAUCUUUGGAAGAUUAAGGGCGAAGUUAUCUUACGGGGAACAUCAGCAUACGUUGCCCAGUCACCAUGGGUCAUGAAUGCUUCAGUCAAAGAGAACAUCGUAUUCGGAUAUAGAUGGGACCCGCACUUCUACGAUCGAACUGUGAAAGCUUGCGCUCUCCUUGAGGAUUUCGCAUCGCUGCCGGAUGGCGAUCAGACAGAAGUCGGCGAGCGAGGAAUAUCAUUGUCGGGUGGUCAGAAAGCUCGUUUGACACUAGCAAGAGCUGUUUACGCUCGAGCCGACAUUUACCUGCUCGACGAUGUUCUGUCCGCCGUAGAUCAGCAUGUUGGAAGGCACAUAAUCGACAACGUUCUCGGGUCCAAAGGUCUGCUGGCUGGCAAGACUAGGAUUCUUGCGACGAAUUCAAUUCCGGUACUGAUGGAAGCAAGUUUCAUCGCGCUGCUGCGGGACGGCAAGAUUCUUGAGAAGGGCACGUACGAGCAGCUGAUGGCAAUGAAAGGAGAGAUUUCUAGUCUCAUUCGGACCGCACAAAACGAAGAGAGUCAAAGUGAAGAUGAAAGCAGGGAGUCGGAGAGCGCUGGCAGCGACGAGACUGUCUAUGGCGAAGGUCUUAACUCCGACGAAGAUGAGCUCGCGAUCGAGGAGCACCAGGAAGGUCUCUCAGAGCUGGCUCCCAUCAAGCCAGGCGGCGGAGCGGCUCGCAAGUCGAGCUCGUUGUCUCUCCGCCGCGCGAGCACUGCCAGCUUCCGUGGUCCUCGUGGCAAGCUUACAGAUGAAGAGGGCGCCGGUCUCAAGACUAAGCAAACCAAGGAGUUCUCGGAGCAAGGCAAAGUCAAGUGGAGCGUCUACGGCGAAUACGCAAAAACAAGUAACCUCGUCGCUGUUGCAAUCUAUUUGCUCACGCUCAUCGGCGCUCAAACAGCGCAGAUCGGGGGCAGCGUGUGGCUAAAACAAUGGGCCGAAAGAAACGGCGAGGAAGGAGGUAAUCCACAGGUGGGCAAAUACAUCGGUAUUUACUUUGCCUUUGGCAUCGGAUCGGCCGCGCUCGUCGUUGUCCAAACAUUGAUUCUUUGGAUUUUCUGCUCGAUCGAGGCCUCCCGCAAGCUGCAUGAGCGUAUGGCGUUCGCCAUCUUUAGAUCGCCAAUGAGUUUCUUUGAAACGACACCGGCAGGCCGUAUCCUUAACCGAUUCUCCAGUGAUAUUUACCGUGUAGAUGAGGUUUUGGCGCGGACUUUCAACAUGUUGUUCGUCAACACGGCAAGAGCUGCUUUCACCCUCGUCGUCAUCUCAGCAUCUACGCCAGUCUUCGCCGCGCUGAUCUUACCACUGGGAGCGCUCUAUCUUUACAUUCAGAGAUACUACCUGCGCACGUCACGGGAGCUUAAGCGUCUUGACAGCAUUAGCCGAAGCCCCAUCUACGCCCAUUUCCAGGAAUCCCUUAGCGGCAUCAGCACCAUCCGCGCCUAUCGACAGCAGAAACGGUUCUCGCUGGAGAACGAGUGGCGCGUCGAUGCGAACCUGAGAGCCUACUUCCCCUCUAUCAAUGCGAAUAGAUGGCUUGCAGUUCGGCUGGAGUUCAUAGGAUCAGUCAUUAUUCUGGCAGCGGCAAACUUCGCCAUCAUCUCCGUCUCCACGGGGAGCGGCUUGUCAGCUGGCCUGGUAGGUCUUGCUAUGUCUUAUGCCUUGCAGAUCACCCAGUCCCUUAAUUGGAUAGUCCGCCAGACCGUGGAGGUCGAGACAAAUAUCGUCUCGGUUGAGAGAGUGCUGGAGUACGCUAGAUUGCCCAGCGAGGCGCCUGAAGUCAUUUCGAAGAACCGACCCCCAAUCAGCUGGCCGUCAAAGGGAGCAGUCUCGUUCGUUAACUACAGUACGAGAUAUCGGCCUGGGCUUGACCUGGUGCUAAAGGGUGUCAACCUUGAUAUUAAGGCGCAUGAGAAGAUUGGUGUAGUUGGCCGCACCGGCGCUGGAAAGAGCUCACUUACACUAGCACUCUUCCGUAUCAUAGAGCCUGCUGAAGGUAACGUUAGCAUCGAUAAUUUGAACACCAGUACAAUUGGUCUGCUGGACCUUCGGCGGAGGUUGGCCAUCAUACCUCAGGAUGCGGCUCUGUUUGAGGGCACAGUCCGAGACAACUUGGACCCUGGACAUGUUCACGAUGACACAGAGCUAUGGAGUGUUCUGGAGCAUGCCCGACUGAAGGAGCACGUCUCAAGCAUGCCAGGAAGACUAGAAGCGCGAAUCCACGAAGGGGGCAAUGUUGACUGUGUUGCAGGGUCAAACCUUUCCCAGGGCCAGAGACAGCUAGUUUCGUUAGCACGUGCCUUGCUCGCUCCAAGCAACAUCCUGGUGCUCGAUGAAGCAACGGCUGCCGUUGACGUUGAAACCGAUGCUCUGCUGCAGGCUACUUUGAGAAGCAGCAUCUUCAAGGACCGGACGAUAAUCACGAUUGCGCAUCGUAUUAACACGAUCCUUGACUCCGACCGCAUUGUCGUUCUAGACCAUGGUACGGUCGCAGAGUUCGACACGCCGGCGGCGCUGGUGCGGAAAAGAGGGCUGUUCUACGAUCUGGUCAAGGAAGCCAAUCUGUUGGGCGCUUUGGACGCGGUUUCACAGCAGGAGGGUCGCGGUGGCUUGGGGGCUUGA